Messenger RNA from Porites evermanni, 1089 nucleotides. The record is from the annotation of a GenBank genome assembly. Lineage: Eukaryota; Metazoa; Cnidaria; Anthozoa; Scleractinia; Poritidae.
AUGGAGCGAGCCUCUGUAAAGAUUUGGAACUGGAUUGAGGGACUUUCAACGGAUAAGCAAAAACAUCUUCUGCAAUGGCAACUGCAAGCUAGAGAACAAAUUCACAGCUUUAAGGACGUACGACUUGGCGAUCAUCUGGUAAGAAAAGAUUCCUUCCUUGGGCUGGUUCCGUACGAGCAUCAUUUUAUCUGCGUCGGUUUCAACGGUGAAGGCAAACCGCUGAUUGUGCACUACUACAAUACACCAUGGAAAGCCACCGCUCAGUUGAUCCCUAGUAUCUCAGGCUGUGGUUCUCCCAUUGAACAACUGGCAGCGGUUCAGGAGAUGUGUAUUGAAGAGUACGUCGGCGAAGCGAAGCUGCAAACGGAAGGAAACGAGGUGGCAAGAGUUGUGUGGCCAGAGGAACUGCUCCGGUAUCCUCCAGAGGAAAGGGCUAAAAGAGCCAGGGAAAGGGCUAGGAAAAAAGAAAAAUGGUACGAUUUAGAGAAGAAUAACUGCGAGACCUUAAUCAUGUGGUGCUUUUCUGAUUUACAAAUCAGUCUUCAAGUGACCACUGCUGUUCGAUAUCUUCGUGAAGUUACUGGCAGUGGAUAUAAUUCUCUCAGACAGUCACUUCAGCAAGUUCCAAAAGUAGUAGUUGAACAGUUUGGUGACGACAUAAUUCUUGCGGUGAUGCGACUUAUGAGGGCAAAGCCUGUUGCAGCAGCUCUUCCGAAAGGAAUCGGUGUCUGGGGUGGAGCAGUAGUGGCCAUUUUCGCAGAGGCUUUUCUGGCUUAUAGAGAAAUUAAGUCAGCUAAACAAAAAUGGAAGGAGGGAAUUGUCAUAAAAACCAGAAAGGAGUUUAUCAAGGAAGUCAUUGAUAGUGUUUUGUCAGCUCCCUUCCGUGCCGGUGGAAGUAUUGGUGGAAUGAUGGUUGGCCAGUUGUUAAUCCCUAUUCCAGUCCUUGGUGGCAUAAUUGGAGCUGUACUUGGUUAUUUAUCAGGCCAUUGCACCUCAAAACUGCUCACUGAAUUUGGCCUCACAGAAUUUCUGGCUGAACAUAUAGACAACUGGUUGCCUCCUGAUAAACCUGCUGAUAAACUCGAUUAG